Messenger RNA from Cinara cedri, 3874 nucleotides. The record is from the annotation of a GenBank genome assembly. Lineage: Eukaryota; Metazoa; Arthropoda; Insecta; Hemiptera; Aphididae.
AUGGCCGACGUGCCGCACAGAAUAGUUAAGCUCGAUCGAAUAUACACGAAUUUGGAUUAUUUGAACAUAACGUUGCCCAGCGAUCCGGAUUGGCAGUUGAGUACUUACAAAAAAUUGGUCGAGAAACAAAGAGACAUGAGUAAGCAAGAGAAAGAGUAAGUGGAAUCAUAUUUAAACUACGUCUCGUGGUUUCAGGGAAGAAAGGUUUAAGUCAAAUCUUAUUAGUGUAAGGACAAAAUUGUACGAUAUCCUGUAUAAUAUCAGUGUACAGACUAAUAUCGUGUACCAGUGGCGCCGAAAUAGUUUAAAAAUAUUCGGGCAAACAAGGCAAUGCUGUUUUAUACUGUUCUUUUUUCAGUGUAAUAUAUUACAGAACUCAUAGUACUAUUUCGCAUAGUUAUAUUUUCUACAAAUACUACUCGUACCAUGUAUAUUUCUCACCACUACCCACCGAAACAUUUUUCGGGGGGACUAGUUCGGCGACACUGUUAUGUCCUUAUAUACUUCUCACCUAAUUUUGAAUAUGCAUACACGUACGCAAUUCAAACCGAAAACUAAAGGGGAAAAAACUACAUUGAACCUAAUUAUAAAAACACACCAACAAGAUUGCAGACUUAUAAACCUUUCUUCCCUACGGUUCCUACGAUAUCUAUUCUAUUCUGAACGUAAGUAGGUAUAGUAUGGUAUACAUAUGACGCUGGCUCUACACCGGUGUUAUAGUUUUAUAAUAUUCUUCAACAUUAUAGGUAAUUUAAUCGUCACCGCGAAAUAUAUAUUUUUUAUUCUAUUCUUUAAUAAAGUUUGAAAAAAAUAUGUACACAUAUAUAAGUAAAAGUAAAUUUUUUAAAUCACUUACAUAAUAUGAAUAAAAUUACAUGGUAAUCAUAAUAACGACUUUACUGAUUGAUUAGUAAGAACAAUUAAUAUUAUUAUUUUUUUUUUUAUAUAUAUAAAACUACAUAUUUUAUUAGAAAUGAAAUAAUAGCGAGAAAAUGAUAAUUGUUUUUAUUGUCAACUGUGUAGUAUUUAUCUACUGUUUAUCUAUAAUAUAUUUAUAUACUAUAAUGUUUUAUAUGCUUUAUGUAAGUAACAUACCUAUUCUAUUAUAUUACAUUAGAGCACAAUUGAAAUUUGUAAAACUAUACAAUAAUUUCGAUUGCUGGCGAUUUCAGUUUUCUAUAUUACAAUAAUAGUUAUGCUGCAUGGCACACAAUAAAUCUGAGUUUUAUACGGUGCCGGAUUAAGGUUGCGGAACCCCAUGACCCUUAUCCGAUAGAGGUAUGUUUAAAAUGAAAAAAAAACGAAUUAAAAUUUGAAGGUACUAAAAUUUGCAAAAAAUUCUUACUAUAUCUACUAAAUAGUAAAAUUGCUUAUUUCGUGAGGAAUCUCAUACGCUUAAUUUUGUAUAAGCCUCUGGACUUGGGUUCCUUGCCCCCCCUCUCUAAAUCCAGUCCUAUAGUUUUAUAUAAUAAUUCAUUAUCAUAAUAUAUAUUUACUCCAACUCGAAAAUACUUAUGCACGUAAUAGUAUAAUAUUAUAAUAGGCAAUAAUAAUAAAAGUAAGUAUAGCCAGUAUAUCGGUACGUACCAAUCAAAUAAUUUAUUUAAAUCUCCGCCACAUGUAAUUUUGGAAAUGUGAAAUAUGUACCGUGGCGUUUAAUAUUUGUAUUAAUUGAACCAUUUAUAACGUUACCUAACCUACCUUAUAAUGAUUUGAUUGUAAAGUGCACCACGUCUAACAAAUAAUACCUACCUAUACAUCAAACAAGUACUUUAUUACUUAUCUUUAAUUUUUUUUUUUCUAUUCUUAAUCAUGAAUAUGAUACAUCUAAAAUUAAUAUUUUGAAUUAUUUUAGGGUGGACGAUCCAAUUUCAAUUGUAUCUUCCUUAAAAGUUGGGUACAUAUUUGAAACUGCGUUCCACAGUAAUAAGUCUCCUGUGAAGGAAAUAGACGGGAAUUCGGACGUGAUAUCGGAAAUCAAAAAAGAAAUUGACACCGAAGAGUCAGACAGAAACACGGAGCUCUGGACAAACCGCGAGGUGGUCCUUGCCGCCAAAGUACUGAGCGCCAAUAAUCCCAAGAGACACGGUAUAAAAUUUGUUUCCGACAAUCAGAUGCGAAGAGUGUACGACAUAAUAUUCGAAGUGUUUAGAUGUAAGAACGAAAUUAAUUAGUUUUUAUCGUUGUUUAUUUACGAUUUCUAUAGAAUUGUACUUAUUGUAAUAAAAAAAAAAAAAAAAAAUCGAUUUAAUAUUUUAAUCGCUUUUGAAACUAACAGUUUAUCCUAAUGCAGAAUAACAGAAUAUAUAAUAAUAUAGGUUAUUGACGUUAUUGAUAUUAUCUUUGAACGGCUACAUAAAUUAACGCUUUUCUUCGUAAUGAGAUUCUCGUUGUAACAUUUCCAAAGAAUUCCUCACAGUUCGGAUAAAUUAAGAAUUUUCAAAAUAUAGUCAAUAAACUAUCUUAUUUGCAAGACCGGGAUUUAAAUGCACUUAAAAUUCACAAAAAAAGUACUUAAAAACGGCAAAAAUAAACCAUAAAAAAAUAUUCAAAAAGCAAACACGGUAUAGUAGUUUUAAAAGCCCUUCCUCUAAAAGAUGUGAUUUAUUGAAUACAAUUUCGAAAAUGAUUCAAAAUAAUUUUUUUCAAAUAAAAUUAUACGUAUCACAAAAAGAAGAGUGGAACUUUUUAACGCCUCUACCAUGGUUGUCUUUUUAAAAAUAAAUGUUUAAGAGUUCUUUUGCCAUUUUCGUAUAUUUUAAUUUAGAUAGAAGACAGAUUUUAGGUUAUUGGUGUAACAAAAACGAACAGACUUUACUAAGACCGGUCCAUUAGAGAGCCCUCUACCUGUAUUCAUCACCCUACGUCAAACAUCCCAUAGAUUUAUCUUUGUUUUCCAUACAUACUUUUACGUAGAACGUGUUAUACAAUAAUAAUAUUAAGUAUAGGUGUUAUUUUCAUUUUCAGAUCGAACAAUUAUCAACGAAAUUUUGAACAACAUUGAUUUCGAAGACAUUUAUCCAAAUGUAAGACGGUACUUUCGUUUUGUUUACGAAUAAUACUAUAGUAGCUCUUUUUAAUACGACUGCUAAUAAUAAUGAUGUUAUUAAUGUAUAUUCGAUCAAUUUUUAAUAGUAUAAGAAAAUGACUUUGCUCGUGUGGUUGAUGUCGUUCGAUUACUACCGGAAUAAAUUCAAACCGAGGAAACUGGACGAAAAAGAAACCGCGCAGAGUUUUGAAUCGUUGAAAUUACUCGAAAUAGCAGACGUCCUCAAAGGGAUCAAAAUCCAAUUAGCCGCAUCUUUUUCGAAAUUCAGAAUAAAACAUUGUGCCUUGUCGCUGUCCGACAUGUUGCCCAAGCAUUUGCGUAAUGAGAGGUUUAAAAAAUCGCCAGAAACAAUAAUAAGUUGUUGGAUAAAUACGUUUUUGACCAGGUAACUUUAUAAUAAUAUUAUAUACAAUUAAAAAUUAAAAACAAUUUAAAAUAUAUAUAUAUACUUACGAUGAUACAUAUUUUUGAUUUAAUAGCGUAGAGUACGUAAUAACCGUAUUAGAAAAAGCGGGGUUAACUCAAAUGAAGAAUCCCGAAGACGUACAGAUUCCCGAGACGUUUAAAAUGGACCAUUUUUUGCCUUAUUUCAUGCACAUUUAUCCAAAAAAUAAAUCGGUAUUCUUAAAAAAUAUACCACUGUUCCAGAAACAUUUAUUGAUAUUACAAGUGGGUACCUAUUAUACAUAUAUUCUAUAAUAUAUACUAUAUUAUUAUUUUAACCGUUAUGAAAUUAUUUUAGAAAUUAUUAGAGUUUCAGAUAGACAAUCAUAUAUUAUUGAAUUAUUUUUAUCUCGUGAAUUCAUAUGCAGUUCAAAUAAUUGA